This is a messenger RNA of Aphanomyces invadans, 989 nucleotides long. RefSeq lists its product as hypothetical. The coding region runs from base 106 to 873 and encodes 255 amino acids. Lineage: Eukaryota; Oomycota; Saprolegniomycetes; Saprolegniales; Verrucalvaceae. The record is from RefSeq and is a predicted model, not a curated record. The transcript has a single exon.
UUGCACAAAAUAUGGCUGAAUUUAUUCGGGUUCAGAGAGAAUGACACUACCAUUUCCGAGAAAAUGAUACAGUUCGUAUGAACUCGCCUGAAGAACCACCAGAGGAUGUUAUUGAGGACGGGUUUGAACCGGGCGGCCGUGCCGAGAACGCUAAAGCAGCUCUGCCGGCGGCAUGGGACGGUGGUGAGCUACUACGACAGCCAGUCUGGUCAGCAUGUGACGUACACUGACGCCAUCCAUGUCCACGGCCUUGUCUUCUCGCCGCCGACCACGAUAAAGCCAACAACCGCCUUGGGUCUCGAUUCGAUCACUGUUGCCGACCCUGCCUGGAAAGAUGCGUUGGUGAGCUUGGCACAUGACAAACCUAUCUACUUGAUGUACCCUCCAUGGACUCCGUCGUUGUCUCCUUUGGCUGUCGACCUCUCGUGCACAUCUCCGCGCGAGGACUGGGACGACGUCCUCGAGAAAUGCACUGCCGCGUCGAAACUCGGACUGCCGGUGAAGGCGACACUCACGCACGCGUUCGCAUCGACGGACGUGACGAUUCAACUCGCCGGCAGCUUGCUCGCGGACGCGGGUGUGGGUAUCAUAACCCUUGACGACAGCGUCGACAAGUUGGCGGACCAAGACAACCUGCUCGAAGCCUUUGAAGCGCUCACGUGGUGCGACGUCGUCGGUCUUCCGAUGAAGCAGCGCAUUGGAUUCCGUGGCUCGCCGCUUGCGUCGGAGGAUUUGCUGCUCCAGGCGAUACAGGAGCACGAGAUCAAGCACUUUGACGUGUGCCUCCAAGGCGGUGCCUACGCACUGGACCUUCUUCAGCUGACUCGAGCGUUGGAUGCGGCGGGGGCCUCUCACGGCGUAGUCAGUCAAUAGAAUCCAUCGUUUUGGCCGAUUGAACCGCUUCUGCACCCGCCUCGUACUCGUUGAGAGAUCACGACAUGCACCUAGUGUGCACCUGCUGCACCUACAUCGCCCUCGAGCAUUUGGCA